Molecule: messenger RNA, 1914 nt
Organism: Raphanus sativus (radish)
Lineage: Eukaryota; Viridiplantae; Streptophyta; Magnoliopsida; Brassicales; Brassicaceae
Product: trihelix transcription factor GT-2-like
Exons: 2
Coding region: 172-1803 (543 amino acids)
Source: RefSeq, a predicted model, not a curated record
AUAUAAUUAUGAUAUUUAGAUAAAUGGUCCAUCCCACCCAAUUAAAUACCUCUAAGAUAAAAUCACAAUAGACAAGAAAAAAAAAAUAAACAGAAAAUUCAUCCACAACCUUCGUUGUCUCUUCAAACUCUGCUAAACUCUCUUUGAUACAUCCAGAUUUGAGUCUUAAGUAUGUCUGGAGACUCUUCAGGACUGUUAGAUAGCUCCCGCGGUGGCGGCGUGGGUGGUUCAGGCGAGGAGGAGAAGGAUAUAAAGAUGGAGGAAACCGGCGAUGUAGGCGGCGGAGGAGGAAACCGGUGGCCAAGACCGGAAACUCUAGCUCUCUUGAGAAUACGUUCGGAGAUGAAUAAAACCUUUCGUGACUCCACUCUCAAAACUCCCUUAUGGGAAGAAAUCUCCAGGAAAAUGAUGGAACUUGGUUACAAAAGAAGUGCAAAGAAAUGCAAGGAGAAGUUCGAGAACGUGUACAAGUACCACAAACGUACCAAAGAAGGUCGUACAGGAAAAUCAGAAGGCAAAACGUACCGGUUCUUCGAAAAGUUACAAGCUUUGGAGGCUCUCAUCAAUCCUUAUCCACCUGAACCCGAGUCACAACCCGCAAAAUCUUCUACAGCCACCACGUUAGUGACCACAACCACUUCUUCAAUACCGUUGAAGCAUCAUCAUCAUCAAGUUAGUGUGAAACCCUUCGCCACAAACCCUAACUUCCACCUCAAGCAACCGUCUCCUACAACACCUUUCCCUAUUUAUAGCAACAACCUUAAUACUGGUUUUAGACCAACUUCUAAUGACUUGAUAAACAAUGUCUCGUCGCUGAAUCUUUUCUCGAGCUCAACUUCUUCAUCUACUGCAUCUGAUGAGGAAGACGAUCAUCAUCAGGACAAGGGAUCGAGAAAGAAGAGGAAAUAUUGGAAAGGAUUGUAUACGAAGUUGACAAAAGAUUUGAUAGAGAAACAAGAGAAGAUGCAAAAGAGGUUCUUGGAAACUUUUGAGAAUCAAGAAAGAGAGAGAAUCUCAAGAGAAGAAGCUUGGAGGGUCCAAGAGGUAGCGAGAAUCAACAGAGAACACGAAACCCUAGUCCAUGAGAGGUCUAGUGCCGUGGCUAAAGACGCUGCAAUCAUAUCCUUCUUACACAAAAUCUCAGGAGGACAACAACAACAAUCGCAUCAGAACCAUAAAGUACCACAAAGGAAACCAUAUCAUAGUGAACAUUCAAUAACAUUUGAGAGUAAAGAGCCAAGGCCGGUUCUAUUCGAUGGCAACCAUUCACUAUCUCCUAGUUCUUCGAGAUGGCCUAAAACCGAGGUCGAGGCCUUGAUAAGGAUAAGGAAAAAUCUUGAAGCUAACUAUCAAGAAAAUGGUACUAAGGGGCCAUUAUGGGAAGAGAUCUCCGGAGGGAUGAGAAGAUUGGGAUACAAUAGAAGCGCUAAAAGAUGCAAAGAGAAGUGGGAAAACAUAAACAAGUACUUCAAGAAAGUCAAAGAGAGCAACAAAAAACGACCUCUUGAUUCUAAGACGUGCCCUUAUUUUCACCAGCUCGAAGCUUUGUACAACGAGAGGGAAAAAAGUGGGGCAUUGCCAGUAUUACCUCUAAUGGGGACUCCACAGAGACAGUUACUUCUCCCACAAGAAACACAGACUGAGGUUGAAACUGAUCAGGGGGAUAAAGGUGAAGAAGGAGAGAGUGAAGAAGAUGAUUACGAAGAUGAAGAUGAAGAAGGAGACAAUGAGACAAGUGAGUUCGAGAUCGUGUUGAACAAAACAUCUUCACCUAUGGACAUUAACAAUAAUAUUUUCACCUAAAUGGUUUUUUUUUAUAUUCCUCUAUAUACACUUUUCUAAUAAACUACGCAAUCGGGUGAAAGAUAGAACAUAAACAACAAAUGCAAGUAACUGGCUUGAUUUUCAGUGUUC